AACUCAAGCAGGCACGCUCGUCUUCUCUCUGCUGUUUUUUUUUUUUUUUUUUUCUGCCGAGGGCAGUGACACGAUGUCCACGCAGCGGGAAAAGACCGCGUGAAGUCGACGACGGGCAAGAAAUGGAUGUAAUAACUUUCGAAAUGAGCUCUGAUGCUCAUUUGUCCUUUCAAUAUAUACUUUUGGACUUGCCGGUUUUACUUUUCUUAAACUGACUGUCACACUGGAGUUUGAGCCCCAAAGAUUGAUAAAAAAAAGAAAUAAACAGAAUAUAGGAAUUCGCAUAAGGUGAAUGAGAUGGACCCAGAAGAAGGUAAAGUCUCUGUGUGGGUCUGCCGGGAAGAGAAGCUGGUCUCCGGGUUGACUAAGAGGACCACAUGCACCGAUGUGGUGCAAGUUCUGCUGGAGGACCAGAACCUCCGGCAAGGUGCCUCAGCUGGGAUGCUGUCCGGACCCCCUCAGUCCUAUUGUGUGGUGGAGAAAUGGAGGGGCUUUGAGCGGAUUUUACCCAACAAGACCAAAAUUCUCCGUCUAUGGAGCGCCUGGGGGGACGAGCAGGAGAACGUCCGCUUUGUCCUGGUCAGGAAUGACGCGUCACUUCCUAACAAUGGGCCCCGGAGUGCUGAGGCUCGGGUGGUCCAACGUCGGGAGAAUUGGGGUCCUGGCGGGGUGAUCAGGGCCCCCGCUAGGAUCUGCUGGCCCGCUGCAACUACCAACUUGUCCCAGGAGAGGCAGAGGCGCAUUGUAAGAAAAGCCUUCAGAAAGUUGGAUAAGAUGAACAAAAAGAAAGAGCAAGCGCUUGGUAAAGAUAAGAGCUCUGUGGAGAAGAUGGAAACUUUAGUCCACUUGGUCCUCUCGCAGGAUCACACCAUUCGCCAGCAGGUCCAGAGACUCAAGGAGUUGGAUAAGGAGAUUGAGAGCUAUGAGUCCAAGGUGCACUUUGAACGCAUGAAGCGACACGGGGUCAACUAUGUGCAGGACACCUACUUGGAGGACUCCUCUGGAUUCCCGGAGGACCCUACUCACAAAAUCGCUCCGGAAGCUCUGGCCCAGUUCGAAAAGUAUGUGUGGCGUUGCGAGGAGGUUGUGCGGCUGCAGGAGGAGCUGGUGGAGCGAGAGGCGCUCAUGGAGAGCAUCACCGCAGAGAUCCAGGAGGAGCUCAACCGCAGGUGGAUGAAGAGACGGCAGGAGGAGAGGGGAGAAGAUGAAAAUAUGUUGGAAAUGUGCUUGUCUGUUCCUCCAGUGCCGGAGUGUGUGUCUGGAGAUGAGAUGGCGUUGGAGGAGGAGAGGAUCAAAACACAGCUGAACACCAGCCUCUACAUAGGCCUGAGACUUAAGACAGACCUGGAUGGCAUUAGGGGGGACUUGGACCUAAGUCUUGCACUCUGGGAGAGCAAGGAGACUGAACUGCUGGACCUACUGGCCAAAGUGGAGACUAUGGACCUAGAACAGGAGGACACCAAACCGGAUGAAGAUGAUGAUAUUGAUGCUGAUGCUGAUGAUACAAAGGCAGAUGAAGAUGAGGGUGCAGUGGUGCCAGGGGAGAAGAGUGGCAUUUGGGUGGAGCAGGCCCGAGGUGUGUCAAAGUCUUGCAACAUCAACGACGAGGACUCGGACACAGGCCUGAGCUCCAUGCAUAGUCAGGACUCUGACAACCCUCCUGUGUGUGAGUCUUUGGUCUAAACCAGAUAGCAUGGAUUCGGGAAGUGUGUGUCACUAACAACAGCCACAUGCUAUUAAAAUUGCAAAGUAAUUCAUUAAAUGUUAUCAGAUUAAGUUUGGUUUGAUAGGCCAUGCCUUGUCACUUCCAUGGGGUGAUUUAAAAAAAACAGUGCUUCUUCAGGCGAUAUUAAAUCUGUGAAAGAAAACCACAUACAAAUGUAAAUGGAAUAUAUUAAAUCCAGGUGUCAAACUUGAGGCCUGCCAAAUUAUUCAUGUACUACUAAAGCAAAUCAUGAAAUCGUCUUCACUUCAACAUUGAAAUAUGGAAAACAUGUUUUUGUUCCUAAACCCUUUUUUUUUUAAAUAAACCAGACAGCAGUUGAA
This is a messenger RNA of Syngnathus acus (greater pipefish), 2046 nucleotides long. Its product is annotated as ras association domain-containing protein 10-like. The record is from RefSeq and is a predicted model, not a curated record. Lineage: Eukaryota; Metazoa; Chordata; Actinopteri; Syngnathiformes; Syngnathidae. Gene Ontology annotation, biological process: signal transduction. The transcript has a single exon. Bases 298 to 1683 code for a protein of 461 amino acids.